This is a messenger RNA of Microtus oregoni (creeping vole), 3936 nucleotides long. RefSeq names its product DExD/H-box helicase 58 (gene Rigi). Gene Ontology annotation, cellular component: cytoplasm. Gene Ontology annotation, molecular function: zinc ion binding; double-stranded RNA binding; single-stranded RNA binding. The coding region runs from base 116 to 2893 and encodes 925 amino acids. The transcript is spliced from 18 exons. The record is from RefSeq and is a predicted model, not a curated record. Lineage: Eukaryota; Metazoa; Chordata; Mammalia; Rodentia; Cricetidae.
GGCCCUGGCCGCUUGUCCCUAGGGUGCCUCCUAGCCUAGAAAAGUCCCCUCUGCGCUCAAAUCCGCUGCGAGUUUUGGGGAGCCAGGGCGCUCCUCGCUCGCGGGGAGCCACAGAAUGACAGCUGAACAGCGGCAGAAUCUGCAAGCAUUCAGAGACUAUGUCAGGAAGACUCUGGACCCCACCUACAUCCUCAGCUACAUGGGUCCCUGGCUCCAGGAUGAGGUGGUCCAGUUCAUCCAGGCUGAGAAAAACAACAAGGGCCCCAUGGAAGCUGCCUCCCUGUUCCUCCAGUACCUGCUGCAGCUGCAGACGGAAGGCUGGUUCCGGGCCUUUUUGGAUGCCCUGUACAGUGCAGGUUACUGUGGACUUUAUGAAGCCAUCGAAAGUUGGGAUUUCCAAAAACUUGAAAAGUUAGAGGAACACAGAUUACUUUUACAGCGUUUACAGCCAGAAUUUAAGACCAGAAUCAACCCAACAGAUAUCCUUCCUGAAUUGUCUGAAUGCUUGAUUAAUCAGGAAUGUGAAGAAAUCAAACAGAUCUGCUUCACCAAAGGGAUGAUGGCAGGUGCGGAGAAGAUGGUUGAAUGUCUUCUCAGAUCGGAUAAGGAGAACUGGCCCAAGGUUUUGAAAUUGGCUUUGGAGAAAGAAAACAGCACGUUCAGUGAACUGUGGAUUGUUGAAGGUUUCAAAAUGGUUGAAAGUAAAGCUGUUGAAGACGAUGACACGGAGACGUCCAGCAUACAGAUUUUCAUACAAGAGGAGCCAGAAUGCCAGGUUCUCAGUCAGAAUCCCUGCACUCCUUCAGAAGCAUUUUCUAAUAAUUUUAAUGGCCCGUUGAAACCAAGAAAUUACCAACUAGAGCUUGCUCUGCCUGCCGAGAAAGGGAAAAAUACAAUAAUAUGCGCUCCUACUGGUUGUGGGAAAACCUUUGUGUCACUUCUUAUAUGUGAGCAUCAUCUGAAAACAUCGCCACAUGGAGGAAAAGGGAAAGUAGUCUUUUUUGCUAAUCAAAUUCCUGUGUAUGAACAGCAGGCAACUGUGUUCUCACGCUAUUUUGAAAGACUUGGGUACAGCGUAGCGGGCGUUUCCGGGGCAACGACUGAUAAUGUCUCAAUGCAGGACAUUAUCGAGAACAAAGACAUCAUCAUCCUCACGCCCCAGAUUCUUGUGAACAGUCUCAACGAUGGAACCAUCCCCUCGCUGUCUGUCUUCACCCUGAUGAUCUUUGACGAAUGCCAUAACACCAGUAAACACCACCCGUACAAUCAGAUCAUGUUCCGAUACCUAGAUCACAAACUCGGAGGGUCGCCAGGCCCACUGCCUCAGGUCAUCGGACUGACUGCCUCAGUGGGUGUUGGAGAUGCCAAAACUGUAGAGGAAGCCAUGCUGCAUAUCUGCAAACUCUGCGCCGCCCUUGACACGUCCGUGAUCGCCACGGUCAGAGACAACUUGGAGGAACUGGAGCAGUUUGUUUAUAAACCCCAGAAAUUUUUCAGGAAGGUGGAAUCACGGACUACCAACACAUUUAAGUCCAUCAUAUCUCAGCUGAUGAAGGAAACAGAGGGACUGGCAAAGAAUGUCUCCGAGGAACUCGGAAAAUUAUUUCAGAUUCAAAACAGAGAAUUUGGCACGCAGAGAUACGAGCAGUGGAUCGUCGCCGUUCACAAAGCCUGCAUGGUGUUUCAGAUGCCGGACAAGGAGAAGGAGAGCAGCAUUUGCAGAGCGCUCUUUCUGUACACGUCCCAUUUGCGGAAAUACAAUGAUGCUCUCAUCAUCAGUGAGCAUGCCCAGAUGAAAGAUGCUCUUAAUUACCUCAAAGCCUUCUUCCAAGAUGUCAAAAAUGCAGCAUUUGAUGAGACUGAGCAAGAUCUUACGCGGAGGUUUGAAGAAAAGCUGGAGGAACUAGAAGAAAUUUCCAAGGAUCCCAGCAACGAGAAUCCUAAACUCAGAGACCUCUACCUGAUCUUACAAGAAGAGUACCACCUAAAGCCGGAGACCAAAACCAUUCUUUUUGUGAAAACCAGAGCACUUGUGGAUGCUUUAAAGAAAUGGAUUGAAGAAAAUCCUGCACUCAGCUUUCUAAAGCCUGGUAUAUUGACUGGACGUGGCAAAACAAACCAGGCAACAGGGAUGACACUCCCAGCACAGAAGUGUGCGCUGGAAGCGUUCAGAGCCAGCGGGGAUAACAACAUCCUAAUUGCUACCUCGGUGGCUGAUGAAGGCAUUGACAUCGCUCAGUGCAACCUGGUCAUCCUAUACGAGUAUGUGGGCAACGUCAUCAAAAUGAUCCAAACCAGAGGCAGGGGAAGAGCAAGAGACAGCAAGUGCUUCCUCCUGACCAGCAAUGCUGACGUCAUCGAGAAAGAAAAGGUGAACAUGUUCAAGGAAAAAAUAAUGAAUGAAUCCAUUUCAAUGCUUCAGACGUGGGAUGAAAUGAAAUUUGAGAAAACGGUUCAACGCAUACAGUUGGAUGAAAAGUUCAUCAGAGAUAGUCAACGCAAGCCACAACCGGCUCCUGAUAAGGAAAAUAAGAAACUGCUGUGUGGGAAAUGCAAGGCCUUUGCGUGCUACACGGCUGACAUCCGAGUGGUGGAGAAAUCCCACUACACCGUGCUUGGAAAUGCUUUUAAGGAGCGCUUUGUGUCUAAGCCGCACCCUAAGCCAAAGAUCUACGACAGUUUCGAGAAGAAAGCAAAGAUAUUCUGUGCCAUACAGAAGUGCUGUCACGACUGGGGGAUCCAUGUGAAAUAUAAGACGUUCGAAAUUCCCGUCAUAAAAAUCGAAAGUUUUGUGGUGGAAGACAUCGCAAGUGGAGUCCAGAGGCGGCACGCAAAGUGGAAGGACUUUCAUUUUGAAAGAGUACAGUUUGACCCUGCAGAAAUGCCCAUAUGAAACGCCAGGCCGUGGUGGUGCACGCCUUUAAUCCCAGCACUCGGGAGGCAGAGGCAGGCGGGUCUCUGUGAGUUCGAGGCCAGCCUGGUCUACAGAGCUAGUUCCAGGACAGGCUCCAAAGCUACAGAGAAACCCUGUCUAGAAAACAAAACAAAAAAAAAAAGAAAGAAAGAAAGAAAGAAAGAAAGAAAGAAAGAAAGAAAUGCCCAAAUGACCUCGGGGCUCCUUAGUCUUGCAGUCCAGGGAGCAAUGAUGACCCAGUCCUGUCUUACACAAGCCUACACCGUGUGGAAUGCCAGAUAACUUGAUGUUUGUUCCAAGCAGUUCUCGUCCACACAGAGCACGUGCACAUGACCUGCAGCACUGAAUACUUUGGUCACCAGUAACUGUGGGUUGGCAGUGGGGUGGGGGAGGGGCGUGUUAAAAACUUCCCUUUUAUACUUUUCAGAACUGCCCAUGAUGGAUGAAGUGCCUGCCACAAGCUGGCUUUGCCCUUAACACUCUACCGAAUUCUGACUUUGUUCUUUUCAAGGCCACCAGACAGACUGUCAAGUCCAAUGGGUACUUUCUGAUUCUUGCAUUGGACUCUUUCCCCGCUUUUGGCUGUCACUCACAUUCUGACACAGGUAUAGGCGACUGCAAGGUUCAAUAUGCACACAUGUGUGUACUGAAGUGACAUAUACCUUUAAAAGUUAGAACACCAUAGCAGACAGCGGAGCAGGUGCCUCUGUUCUGCGCCUUUGCUAUGCAUCUUACUCUAAGAUCUGUCCUAACUGGGGCCGUUUCCCCUCCUUGACUAGACAUCUCAAACCAUCCCUGCCCCCCCCUCCCCCCCGCCUCUCUCUUCCCUUGAGACAGAAUCUCCCUGUAGACCAGAAACUAGAUGUGUGGACCAGGCUGGCCUUGAAUUCACAGUUCCCCUCAUCUCUCUAGUGCUGGGAUUAAAGGUUUAUGUAAUCAUACCAGGCUCUAGCUAUUUUCAAUAAAGUCUAAUGCUUACUUAACACUUGGACUAUUUCUAGUUAAUGCUUUUUUUUUCUUUU